AUGGCAAUCUUCAACAGAAAGAACAAGGACAAGGAGCCUCAGGCCGAUGGCCCCACUCAGAAAGAAAAGGUCAAAUGGUCAAAACGGCCAGCAAAUACCGCGUUCAAGCAACAGCGGCUCAAAGCUUGGCAGCCUAUCCUUACGCCAAAGGCUGUUCUACCGACCCUCUUCAUCAUCGGUCUGAUCUUUGCUCCCAUCGGAGCGCUGAUCGUCUGGGGAAGCGGACGUGUCACGUCCAUCACGCUAGACUACACAAAUUGUGACACCGCCGCCCCGACCGGCGAUGCUUUCCAAGCCAUGCCCAGCGGAUCAUAUGAAUAUGCUCUCGCGACAUCGUCCAAAAUCUCCGCUUCCUCGAUCAACGCGCCAUCUUGGCGAUUCAGUAACGUCUCCUCGCGUCCCCUUGGUCAGCGCGCCCAAUGCGAGAUUCAGUUCAAUGUCCCUUACAACCUCGGACCUGGCGUAUUCCUAUACUACCGUCUUACCAACUAUUACCAAAACCAUCGACGCUACGUGCAAAGCAUGGACUCUGACCAGCUGCAAGGGAAAUAUCGCUCAGCGGCGGACCUAGACGGCGGAGACUGCAAACCCAUCACUUCGGAAGGGGGUAAACCAUACUAUCCCUGCGGUCUCAUCGCCAACAGCGUCUUUAAUGACACCUACCCCUCGGUAGUCCUCGUGAACGCACCAAAUGGCGGAGCAGACCAAACGUACAACUUUACCGAGAAGGGAAUCGCAUGGGGUGGUAUCGCUCAAAACUACGUCGCCACUCCCGGCUAUGCGUCUCCGUCCGAUGUGCUUCCGCCACCCAACUGGCAAGCGCAAUUCCCAACCUAUACAGAGUUCCCGAACCUUCGAGAAAAUGAGCACUUCCAGGUGUGGAUGCGGAUCGCCGCACUGCCUACCUUCCGAAAGCUGUGGGCACGGAACGACCGCGAAGUCAUGGCCGAGGGAACAUAUCGCAUCACUGCAAAUAUGAACUACCCCGUCAAGCAAUUCUCCGGCACAAAGUCCAUUGUCAUUUCGACCGUCGCGUGGAUCGGCGGCAAGCAACCCUUCUUGGGCUGGGCAUACAUUGCCGCCGCCAUCCUCUGCGUCCUCCUUGCUGUGGCCGGAUUGGUCCGGCACUUGGUCAAGCCUCGGAAAUUGGGCGAUAUGAGCUUACUUUCUUGGAACCAGCCUCAGAGAUAG
This is a messenger RNA of Dioszegia hungarica, 1191 nucleotides long. Its product is annotated as transcription regulator. The transcript is spliced from 9 exons. Gene Ontology annotation, cellular component: endoplasmic reticulum; plasma membrane; Golgi apparatus. Lineage: Eukaryota; Fungi; Basidiomycota; Tremellomycetes; Tremellales; Bulleribasidiaceae. Bases 1 to 1191 code for a protein of 396 amino acids. The record is from RefSeq and is a predicted model, not a curated record.